Molecule: messenger RNA, 1048 nt
Organism: Mesocricetus auratus (golden hamster)
Lineage: Eukaryota; Metazoa; Chordata; Mammalia; Rodentia; Cricetidae
Exons: 12
Coding region: 82-825 (247 amino acids)
Source: RefSeq, a predicted model, not a curated record
GUAACAGUCAAGUGUCUCCUGAAACUGCUAGCAGUGCAACUUCACCAAGGGUCCAGAAAGAGCCACCACAGAGGAAGGCGAAUGUGGUGUCUACAAAAGUCAGAUACGAUUACAAAUUGUGUAAAAUCACCAAUUGGAAAGACCCUUUUGUUCCUUGGUACACUAACAAACCUCAAGUGCAAGCUGGUACUUCCAAAAAAAAGACCAGGAACUGGAAUGGAAGUGUCUCCUGAACCUGGUAACAUUGCAACUUCACCAAGGUUCCAUCAAAAGCCUCCAUUGAGGAUGGUGAAGAUGACUCCUAGAAAAUUCAUAUAUGGUUCAGAUACAUUGAGACAAAUGUGUUGGAGGUGCCCUGUUGUUCGUAAAGUUUUUAAACAACCUGAAAUCCAAGCUUCAGCCUCCAUAGAGGGAUUACAAAUUGAAAUGGAAGCAUCCCCUGAACAUUCUAACAGCGCAGCUUCACCUGUGUGCCAGCAAAAUCCACAAGGGAGGAUAGCGAAGAUGAUAUCUAACAAACGCAGAUGUGUUUGUGUCAUCGUGAAGGAAUUUUAUCAAAAUCAACAUAUGGUCCCCCUUAAUGAGAACAAACCUCAGGACAUCGCUAGUACCUCAAGAGAAACACCCCACAUCAAAACAGAAGAAGUACCUGAACAUGGUGACAAUGUGUCUUCACCAAAGGACCAGAAAAUACCAGUGCAGGCAAUGAAGGUGGAGUGUAGAAAACUCACAGGAAGUACGUAUUGUGGAAUCUCUUUUUCAAGACACAUGUUAGAUAAGAAGUAUUUAAAUUCUCACUGUCUUUUCUAUGAUGCACCAACGUGAUGUAAGUCUCGUUUGGGAGUGAAAUGGAAAGUUCAAGGGGAAGAAAGCAAUGCCUGAAGUAGUCAUUCCGACUCUUGUGUCUGCAGUCAUUGCAUUCAGCUCCAAUGACUUCAGCUAUUUUGGCAUUUUUGUGCACCAGGCAGUGUCUAAAAAGAUUUUUUUCCAAAACAGUUAUCCUUAUUAUACAAUCCACUUUCCAGUAACAAAUUUGUCAAUUCAAAAA